Homalodisca vitripennis (glassy-winged sharpshooter) is the source of this 1042-nucleotide messenger RNA. RefSeq lists its product as uncharacterized. NCBI's taxonomy places the organism in Eukaryota, Metazoa, Arthropoda, Insecta, Hemiptera, Cicadellidae. Bases 299 to 856 code for a protein of 185 amino acids. The transcript has 2 exons. The record is from RefSeq and is a predicted model, not a curated record.
UAUAUUUCAAGAAAAACUGUGGGAAGAGUUUUAGAAAAGUUACAAUUAAUUCAUACAUAAUUCCAAACUUUAUGAAGUUUGAAAAAUUAAAGUUUUGUUAGCUUAACAAUAUUUCAACAAUUUAUGGUAGAGCACUAAUAUAGUAUUUAUAAUAUGAGUGUUACUUAUUAGGCAUUAAUAAGAGAAGCAAAGACAAAGAAAAAAUUAAAAUGCCAGAAAAACCACUUCAAACUUAUAUUUGUAUCUGGAAAAAAUAGUUUUACUACUAAAAAACACCCUCUUAUCAGCAGAUAUUGAAAUGAAACUGGUCUCAGUACUCUUCACACAGCUGAUUGUGUCAUGUUGGUGCGGGAAACCCAUAGAUUACACACCUUUACUGAAGUAUUUAGAUGACGAUAUCGUGAGAGACCUCAUAGACCCUAUAGAGGGCAGAGGUCACGUCCUGUUGGAGAAUGUGGAAACCUACAACAGUCGGUUGGGCGACUGCAGGGACAUGGUGCAACAGAAUGUAUUUGAAGCCUAUGUGAAAGCUGUGGAGUUACAAAAAAUCGGGGGUCCGCAAUUUUUAAAAGCUAAUGUGGAUAGGGAACUGUUGAAAAAGGCGUACAACUGGUCUGAUGAUGACUUGAAGAAUUUGGAGAAGCAUUUUGAAACGACAAAAAUGGUAUGGAGAGAAGUUGAAGGUGAAUUUAAGUCGGCUGAAGCUGUAUUCAAAAUUAUUCAAGAGAAAGAGGCGAAGGAACGGGCUGAACAAGCCGAACAGGAGAGAGAACGUGUCGAGAGAUUGAGGAAAGCCGAGGAAGAAUUUAGUAAAAAGGUCACUGUAAAUAUUGGAACUGCGCAGCCAUCUCCUUAGAGAUAUAGUAGGAGGUCCUUUUUCAACAAGUAAAAAAUAAACCAUAACUGUUGGCUCUUUUCAAACUAUUUAAUUUCAAAGGAACUUUUUUUACUAUUUCCUUUAACAAUGAACUUAAAUAUUGUUAAUUAUGUGUACUCAUACAUAAGUUAUUUCCUCCUAUUAAACUAUCUCAUAUCAAAUUUA